Agrilus planipennis (emerald ash borer) is the source of this 2595-nucleotide messenger RNA. It is a transcript of the gene Cog6, whose product is annotated as conserved oligomeric Golgi complex subunit 6. The record is from RefSeq and is a predicted model, not a curated record. Lineage: Eukaryota; Metazoa; Arthropoda; Insecta; Coleoptera; Buprestidae. The coding region runs from base 685 to 2310 and encodes 541 amino acids. The transcript has 10 exons. Gene Ontology annotation, biological process: intra-Golgi vesicle-mediated transport. Gene Ontology annotation, cellular component: COG complex.
AAAUUGCAAACAGAAAGUAAUAAUUGUAAACGGUAAAGUUGUUCUUUCAAGUGUAAAUCGGUUUGUUGCCCCAAACGUAAUUUUGCUGUUAAUACCUUAUUUUAACGUUGUUUUUCGUGUGAUAUGGAUACGAAUGAGGUCAGCCAUGUUCCAUAAUCGGUAUUUUUCGUGUCAAUCUAUGUCCGAAUCGCGGAGUGCACAAAAUAAGCCCGAUUCGCCCGAUUUAAAUACUGUUAAAUACUUACUAUUAAACUGCAAUGAAUAAGUCUUUCUUUAUGGAAAGCGAAUGCUUAUCGAGAGUGAGGGACGAGUGGUAUUAAGAGAGAUUGCAAAGUUAGUGUUAAUAUGGCGGCGUUAAGAGAUCAGUGGGUGGUAUGCAGUACAAAGAUGAGGCGUUUCUGCUAUUAUCCAAAGACUCCUCGAAAAGAAGAGCUACAACCAUGACAAAUGUACAAAAUCCUGAGGAUAUUAUGACAUCCGAAAACACUUGACGUAAAUCAGUUAUAGGAUACAUUGGACGCAUUAAAAGAACUAUCAACAUUUUAUGGCGAGAACACUAUUCAAGCCAGACGAAAUCUACGAAGUCAGAUUGAAAAAAGAAGUUUGGAAAUUAAUCAGAAUUUUUUAGCAUCAUUUCGAGAAGUAAAAGAUGUUUUUGACAAUGUGUAUCAAGAUGUGGUGGAAAUGUCUCAGUCUAUCGAAGAAAUGACCACAAAAUUAAAAAAUGCAAAAGCACAAACAAAACAGCUCUUGGAAAGAACUAGACAAUUGCAAGAAGAAAGUGUUAAAAAUGACAUGAAACAAACUGUGUCCAAAGCAUUUUUAGAAAAAUUUCAGUUGACUCCAGAGGAAGUUGUUAUACUUCAUGGUUCUAAACAUAAAAGAGAUGUAACAAUUUCAGAAGAAAUAUUUGUAGUGUUAGAGAAGGUACAGAAAAUUCAUGCAGAUUGUAAAAUUCUUCUGCAGGCAGAGCAUCAGAAACUGGCCUUGGACAUAAUGGAUCAAAUGACUUUACAUCAGGAAGGUGCCCUUGAACGAUUAUACCGCUGGAGCCAAAAUUACUGUCGAAAUGUUGAUAAUCCAGAAUUUACUGAAUUGGUAACACGUGCAAUGGGUUGUUUACAGACAAGACCAGUACUUUUUAAAAAUGUUUUAAAUGAAUAUUGUUCUUCAAGAAGAGGUGUAUUAGCUGGUGAAUUUAUAGAUGCCUUGACUAGAGGUGGGCCUUCAGGUAAUCCAGCCCCUAUAGAAAUGAGGGCUCAUGAUCCUCAGAUUUAUAUAACAGAUAUUCUAGUUUGGUUGAAUAAAGCUAUUCCAAUUGAAAAGCGUAAUUUGGAUCUAUUAGUAAAAACAUGUAAUAAAGAAGAAUUAAAAGAGAUCUUGGAUGAAGCAUUAGCUAACAUUUGUGAAGGGAUUUGCCAACCUUUGCAAAUAAGGAUUGACAAAAUACUGAAUAUUUCUAUAGAUGCAUCAAUUCUGUAUGCUGUCACUAAUUUGAUAAGAUAUUACAAGAAAUCAAUAGGAAAGAUAACGCAAGGAGGUUUAUUGAACACAGUAUUAGAAGAAAUGCAAACCAAGAGUGAGCAAAUAUUCCUUUUGGCCUUACAAAAUCAGGUGAACAAUGCUUUGGUUCGCGUAGAGGCUCCUCCCAGGGAUUUGUCUCCGACAUCUUCAAUUCAUCAUUUAAUAAGCCUUUUAAGGGAUAUGCUUUCCACAGCUAGUAUGAGUGAGGGAAGGGAAAUUGACAUGAUAAAGAUUGCUCAGUGUGUUGUUGAUCCACUGUUGAGAGCAGUCAAUGAGCAGGCAUCUAGACUACCACCUACUGACAUGGCAGUUUAUACUCUUAACUGCAUGUAUUCCUUAUACACCUGCUUAUCUCUUUACGAAUUUAUGGAUGAAAAGAUUGAAAGGUUACAGGCUCAAUCGGAUGCUCAAGUAGACACAUUGACCUCCGAACAGGCAAGCAAUUUGGUUGCGAAUAUGAACCUAGGGCCCAUUUAUACUAUCUUACAAGACCAUUCACAUGGACCUCUCUCAAGUAUACCUGGAAUGGAGCCCAGUAAUUUAAGAAACUUUUUGGGUAAAUUAGAUUCGGUAAUAUCUGCCCCUGAUACCGUCUUACUGCCUCAGAUCAAUCUAUUAGCAUCUUCAACCCAUAAAAAGGUGAUUCAGAAAAGGGCGUUUGAAGUUUUAUUGGCUAUUUACAAGCAGCUUUACGAAGGGGUUCACAACCCUGUAAAUAUGUACGAAAAUCCAAAUAGUAUUCUUAAUAGAACUCCAGAAGAUCUUUCAAAGAUGCUAAUGUCAUGAUGGAUUAAAUUCUAAAGGUAAAUAUUAGUAAUUUAAGGUUCGCUGGACACUCAGUGAAAUAUAAUAAUAAAUAGUUGAAUAGAUAAACAAAUGAUUCACAAAAUAUAUUAGAAAUACUGUGACAUAUGUGUAACCGAACACUUAAAGACUGGAUAUGGUGUAACAAAUGAAACAUAUGAAAGAGCGUAUUAUCCAAUGUAUAUUGUGAAACAAAAAAACCAAGUCUUUAAUAUAUUUUAAUUGGUUUAAGAGAAAGCUGUUGUGUUAUUAAAAUAAACGUAAAAU